Molecule: messenger RNA, 5850 nt
Organism: Pomacea canaliculata
Lineage: Eukaryota; Metazoa; Mollusca; Gastropoda; Architaenioglossa; Ampullariidae
Product: regulator of G-protein signaling 9-binding protein-like
Exons: 9
Coding region: 1711-2502 (263 amino acids)
Biological process (GO): G protein-coupled receptor signaling pathway
Cellular component (GO): neuron projection
Source: RefSeq, a predicted model, not a curated record
CGUGCAGCGGGCGGGCAGGCCGAUUGACGGGGCGGUCUGGCCUGGCCUCCUCAAAGUGGGAGGAGAAGGGAAGGGGAAAGGGGAUGGGGAGGGAGUAACUCUGAGAGAUGACUAUGUCCAAAGCGCGUACGCUCUCUCACGGAUGCACGCACGCAUACUCAUAGCUUUGCUGUUUCACGGCAGGGAUUCAUUAUUCAGACGAGCCGAUGUUUCUGUGUGUGUCUGGAUAUAUAUCGGAGACCAGAUCCAUUCUUCCGUGCAGCCAGUGAAACUUCCUUUUGUAAUUUCAACCCACCCAGCAUCCCACCACCCAUCUCGACCACUCCUGGAUUCACCCCCUCCCCAACCUCAUCCCUACCCACAGUUGGUGCAGAAGACGAACUUGUGAGCAGGAGUGUAAAGGAUGGGUGGGGUUGUUGGGGGUCGGGGAGGAGAGGAAGGUUUGGCAGAGGGAAUCUUCGAAGCCCAAAACUGGGGGUUUCGUUACAGAGGACGGAAACGAGGCACUGACUGAUUUUGCAGCGUGUGCCCUCUAGUCUCGCUUGCGAAGACCAGGGUGGGAAGAGUUCUGGGCAAAGGCAGGACAAGCAGUCCUUGGCAGCGCACCAAGGACAUUCCACAUCACGAGGCCGGAGUGACAGGGUCUGGACAGGAUUUAGUGCCUUAGUCGCUACCAUGACGCCGGCCAGCGCUGCAGCUUGGAAAGUAAGAAAGAUAAGGAGGGUGUGAUUGUUCUAAAGACUGGCUUUUUCUUCAUCUGGCUCUUGUCUUCGAUUCUUCGUCUGUCUGCCGGGAUCAGCGUUUGUACGACCUGUUUACAUCAGCUCAGCCUGACGAUGAUAACAUCAGCUGCUGACACAACGUCCAUCACCGACACCCGGCAAAGCGCACUGCACCUCGUCACCAACCACCCGUUGUUUUUAGAUUCAUGAGAGAAAAAAAGUCUUCUGAAGUAUUCUGGGAAAAUUCUUUCAAGUCACGACUGCAGGAGAUUGUGUUUCUCAUCAGUAAAGAUAUGAAGUUGAUGUAACCAGUGUCACUAUGACAACGACAGUUUGCAUCUGUAAAGCUUCUGCACGUGCUUAGACGUGAGCCUGAAAUCUCGAGCUAACGUGAAGGCUCGGGAGUUUGCAGGGAAGACAUGUCUGCAGGAACUGAAGACUAAAUGAAAAUAUUAAAUUAUCUGCAGGCUUCCUCUGACACCUCCAAAAAAGAGGAAACUGUGCUUCCCACCUCCUUCAUGUGCAAACAGAAUGUAAAACUUCACGGACGAAAGAGAAAGCACGUGAAAUUGCGCUGACGUGAGGUUCACACGCCAACCAGUUUAUGUUCCAGAGAAUAGGAAUGCAAAAGCACGUGGACCAGAGAGCGGAAAACAUGAUUACUGACAUCUUCAGGGAGAAUUACAAGAACAGCACAGCGUGCAACGUGGAGCGCAGGCGAGAGCAUCAUGCCGAGUGACGAGAAAGAGAAAAACACCUUUGGAGGGUCUUGCUUCGCGGAGUUGGCGGAUGUUGUAAGGUCGUGACGAAACCGAGGCUCGAUGUGCAGCCACGCCAACGGCGUCAGGCCGGCGACCUUGAACCUCAGUACGGAGAUGCAUCCGGGGAGUGAUGGGGAUUCUGGUGGAGGCAGCGCUUCCAGCGGCGAGAGUCUGCCGCAUGAUGGAGUUGUCCCCAUGGUGAGACGGAACUGAAAACGGCGCUAAAAAUGCGUUCCAGUUCAGUGGACCCUUGGACUGACAGUCAACCGAUACAAGAAUGCACAAAGCUGGCUUAUGCGCUGAGCAAAGAGAUAGCUUUGUUCUGCAACCUGUCCAUGGGUCUGGGAGGCGUCUCCGACUCCGACCGUCUGCGGGACGAACUGCGCCAGAGUCGAGACCGAGCAUGCGCUUUGGCGCACGAAAACAAAAUUAUCUUACUUCCGUUGUUGAAAAGCACCAGAAAAAGCAGCGACACUCGAGGGGAGUUGGAGCGGCUUUACCGUCUUUACUCAGCCUGUCUGGAGUUCUUCGAGAUACAACUACUGAAAGUGCGGUCUCUGCUGGCUCUCUUUCCCCUGCACACAGAAACUUGCCUCUUCAUCAAUACUGGCAUCGCGGACCCUCUCAGCAUCCUGUCUCGAGCCACUACCUGUGCAUCGAAGGACUCGCCUUUCAGGAGGCGGCGGUCCUCGGACGAUCAGAAGUUCGUAACCAAGGAGAAGGACGAACUGGAGCGAAUAAAGAAGGAAGCCGCCAACAUCCAGGAGAUCCUGUACAAUGUCAGCAGCACGGUGGACAUCCCUCCAUGGGAGAUCAUCGAGACAACGAAGCAAAAUGGAAGAAGCCGAAGCACCUCUCCUGAUCCCAGUGCCGGUCGCCAGAAGGAGCCUCUGCACGUCCCCUCAAGUCCUCUUCGACGACGACGGGUGCUGCUGGUUAUUUUGUUGACGCUGACCGUGCUGGCCCUCCUGGCCAUUGCCAUUGCAGUUCCGAUGGCAAUGUCAAAAGAGAAUGGAUGACAUGAGUUUGAAGCUCAUUUUUUCCAUCUCUUUCCGCAAACUAUCUACUCGAGCGCGCGCAAGCGUUCAAAGUAAACACAAAUCAUUGCCACAGGCCUGGUCGAUGGGUAUGUGAAAAAGAUAAACUUUUUUUCUCUCUCCUGACCUACUACUGGAGGAGCUACAGUGGAUUGUAAGUGAGAAAGAUGCUGUGUGCUGCUCUGUAACCAUAAAGACAUUUGGCAGAUGUUUAUCAUUGAUAAACCUGCAUCAGAGUUAGGUACGGUGAACACACUCUUAGUCAGCUUCAUGUUAUGUUUAAUAAAUAACCGAUACUGGCUACUUCUUACCUGUGACUGACUGGGACUAGAAGCAAUAUUCCCUCACGAUAUCAACUACCAGUUCGAAAAUUUUGUGUAAAUGUUUUGAACAAACACACACAAAAGCUUUUUGUCCUUCUGAGGCAGUUUUGCCCAAAUCUCAGUUGUAGAGUAUCGGCACCACCUUAUCUUGGGAAAAAUGUCCAAGUGCCAGUUGCAAGCAAUAUUACCUGUGCCAUUAAAUCAGUCGUCAGCUUUUUUGUUGCUCCCAGGUAUAACAGUGCGGAAAGGUGCUGGAAGGAUAAGGAUACUAAUUUUUUUUUUAAUAUACACGAGGUGUCGCAUAGGAAUCGGCGCAAACGAAAGCAAGAUCAUUUCUCCAGAUGCUGGCCUUGCAUUUCUAAUGCCACUUGAACCUUGUGUAUUCUACCUCACACGCAGGAAUGGCGCAUACCUAAUCCAUUAAUGACAUGGAUUCUUUUCUGAGAUGCGAAUGUGGGACCUUUGACUUUGACAGAAAAAAAAAGAUCUUUGGGGUGUUCUCAUCGUUUGAGAUAAUUAUGCAAGUUGUGUCUUUGCCAAACUGUAUCCUUCAGAUUACUCUCAAAUAUCAUUACAAACAAUAACUGUUUAAAGACAUUUGAUUUUUGUCAAUGCGGGGUUCUGUGUACCUAGUUUUGCUGCCAGUGCUGAGGUUGAAGGUAAGUUCAAGGCUGGUCAAAUGUUGCUGCAAGGUCAGCAUCAGCACUUUGCUGGCAAACGGCUACAUGACGUCAGCACUUGGGGAGAUUGCCUCCCUGGAAUUCUCAUUAACGGGUUCGUGGCUUUCUUGAAGAUGAUGCAAGGCAUGCAGACGACUCAUUGGAAUUCUACUUUUAUGUUUCUCGGCGUCACGCACCAGCGACAAGCAUCCAUCACAACCCAGUUGCAUCUGAUGGACCGACUGAUUAAUUAACAUGUUUUAUUGCAGUUGUGCUUCACGAAUUGCCAGAAAAAGUCGGCACUUUUUUUGGAUCGCUAAUUCUUUUGAAAUAUGCACCGGAAGUGUGUGAUGUCAAGCGAAUAUCCAGGUGUCUGGGGAAGGAUGAGGGAAGAGCGGAAAGAGCGAUUGGGAAGAUAAAAAAAAAAAAGGAAUUUCUGGGAGAGUCCGGACCCUGGCUGCCGGUACAUACACUUUCUCUGCCUUACGUAAUGUUGAUCAAUAUCCUGACGGGUUCAGCGAGAUGGGAUGCUGAGAUUUCUACCCCGAGCUUUCAUGAUUAGCUCUCCGGGUCGAUUCUUAGCCAGUCUUCAUAUCGACAAGCCAUUUUCAACAUCGACAGACCACGCAAUAAAUAUUAUCAGCAGCAUAAUAGUUGCAGGAGAUGCUGGCUGGGUGGGUCUUGGAACGACGAGGGCAGACCACGAAGGGAGAGUAACGAUGCCAAACGUUCAUUCAGACUUCUGCGUUGUAAGUACAAGAGUUCGAAAAAUAUUCGAGGUUCCAUAGCUUGACAAAGUGUUUCAGUUUUCAUUACAUCAAGUUUGCAACGGUUUGUCAGUUUGUGAUUGUCAGGAUGGUUUGGAAACUGAUACUGUAACCACUGCUGUUCAUGUCUUUAUGUAUGCUAUAGAACAGCUAUUCUGUGUUAAGGAGAGGUGUUCAUAGACACACCUGAGGUUACUGGUGUCAUCGCAUCAUCUAGCAGACGGCCAUAAAGAUUUUAUAUCAUCCAUUCUCUGCCUUUUCUCCUCUGCCAGUCAUUAUCGCUCGGUUUUCAGCGAUGUUAUUUUUCUGUAGGACCUUGUACUAGACAAUUCUUAUUGUUAGUUUCCAGACUUUGUCUUCACCUAUGUCAGUCUUCUCUGCUUAUCAGAAUCUUUAGACAAAUGAAUGCAAAAAUGCUUAAAAUUUCUGGUAUUAGUAUUUAACUGACAGGAUGCGCGAUACUGCUGUUACCAUGGCAACUGCAGUUUUUCGCAUUCCUUGUCUCUUCAUCCUCGCUCCUCUGUAUCAAGUGUGUAUAUUUGUGAUUUAACGAGGAAGCUAUUUCUAAGCAUUGGCGUGGUUAGUUUUGCAGAGCCUGUAAUCUUUCUACAUCGUGCUGCAGGAUACCUGUUAGAAAACGAACUUCAAUUUUUUUAUGAUACGAAAUGAAGCACACUCGGUGCACUUAAUGUAUAAAGGUAUGGAUUUAAAAUGAAAAAAAAAAUUGCUCGUAAUUCUGUCAUUCCAGAACAUCUGUGAACUUACCGAACAGGUUCUCAAUUCUGGUCUCGGGUGCGUUUGAAUCGAUGGGCUGGGGUCAUGACCUCAGAAAUACCCUCCCUCCUGCUUCAGAAACCAGACUCGACAUGACCGUGGUUGCUAACCAUCGAAAAUAUCAUAAAAAUAAAGUUUAAGUCAAGUCAGAUGUAAAUUCCGAAUAAAAUGCCUCAUUAAGUGGCUCCAUUUUACAGUCUGACAGAGUUUUUAAUGUUCUCCAAGACCCACAAGAAGCUGAGAAGUUGGAGAGUAUCUCUGAGACAAACACCCGUUUAUUCAAGUUCAUGCUUUUAACAUACUGGAUAUUUUUACCUGAGAUUUUGAGAUUCACCUCUCUCGUUUUUUCUGAUGACUGAAAGGAGCUAUAAGCUUGAUGAAUCUUUCCCAUGAGCAUGGUGUUUGAGCUUAUUCAUGUUAGAUUAUUUUUCUGACCAAGUUCUGACAAGAACUAUUUGCUAAGUAGUCGUUCAUGGACUGCACUCUUUCCAUUCUAUAUUCACCUCUUUUUUAGCUCCAUCUUGAUUUUUGUCUACAAACAAUAUUGUCAUUGUUCGUCAUUUAAUGACAAAUUAGACAAAUGGCUUCUUUGUACAUUGGCAGAAACAAGACUUGGGGAUGCACGAACUUUUGUAUGUUACAUAUUGAGAAGUUACUGAGAAUUUGCGAUCGAAGUAUUACGAGUAAAGUGUCUUGUACAAAAAAACUUUGGACUGCAUUUUACUAGAUAAAUCACAUACCUAUGACUUCUACCACAUAUUUUUAUGUAUGCUUUCAAACAUGCAAAUAAAUUCAUCUAGAAUUAUA